Messenger RNA from Moneuplotes crassus, 1839 nucleotides. The record is from the annotation of a GenBank genome assembly. NCBI's taxonomy places the organism in Eukaryota, Ciliophora, Spirotrichea, Euplotida, Euplotidae.
GAUAUGGGUAAAGGAAAGAAGAAAUCCAAGAGUAAACAGAUCAACAAGAACACUACCAACCCCAAAGACUUGAAGGAAUUGGGAAAUAAAGCAUUUCUAAACAAGCUCUAUGAAGAAGCAAUUACUUACUACACAAAGGCCAUUGACAACGCAGCAGACGACGAUGAAGACAAGCAUGUGUACUUCUCGAACAGAGCCGCAGCCUACUUCGAAAUGAAAGAAUACGAAAAAUCUUUAGAAGACGCUGCCAAGAGUGUUGAAAUCAAAGAUGACUUCGCCAAGGGCUACAUCAGAAAGGCCCAAGCUGAGAGAGAACUCUUGCUUGGAGAAGAGUCUUUGACCUCGUCUGAGAAAGCCAUCGAAAUUGAUCCUGACAACGAACAUGCUAGAGAACUGUACGAAGAGUGUAAGCAAGAGUGGGACGACGAUCACACAGUUGAAGAAAGCAACCCUCACAAGCAGAGGUUCAAUCGCCUUGAAACCUGGCUUAAAGAAGGUGGAAGCAAAUACGAAAAACUUAAGAUCAGGUUCUACAACCCAAUUUACAGAGGGGUCCAUGCCGCCAAGAAAAUCAGGGCAGGUGAAGAAAUUCUUCUGAUCCCCAAAGAGCAAAUCAUCACACUUGAAAUGGCUGAAGAAAGUCCCAUCGGAGCCAAGAUGAUGUACCACAAUGUGAAGCCGAAGCUGUUGUCUCCGAAGCAUGGAUUCCUGGCCACUUACAUUCUGCAAGAACGCUUGAAAGGAGAAGAAUCUCCUUUCCACCCCUUCAUCGACAUUUUGCCUAAAACAUUUGAGAACUUCCCAAUCUUCUUCACAGAAGAAGAAAGAGCUUACCUCGAAGGGUCUCCAUUCUUGGCUCAGGUUCUCGAGAAAAUCGAAGACAUCAAAACAGACUACGACUUGAUCUGCUCGGUGGUGCCGGAAUACAGCCAGUUCACUCUGAAUGAGUUCUCCGAAAUCAGAAUGAUGGUUUCGUCUAGAAUCUUCGGCAUGAACAUUGAUGGCAAGAAGACCGAUGGUUUUGUCCCCAUGGCCGACAUGCUCAACCACAAGAGACCCAAGCAGACCUCCUGGACAUACUCCGACGAGAAGCAUGGCUUUGUGAUUGAAGCUCUCAAAGACAUCGGACGAAACGAGCAGGUCUAUGAUUCAUACGGAAAGAAGUGUAACUCGAGGUUCUUCUUGAACUAUGGCUUCAUCGUAGAGAACAACGACGGAAACGAAGUCCCUCUCAAAAUAUAUUACCCUGAGUCUGACGACAAGAAAGACAUGAAGAAGGAAAUGAUCGGAGAUCUCUCUGACUUCAAGAAGUUCAGAGUCACCGACAACUUCAACGAAGGCUCUAUGCACGAGUUCAUGAGCUGGAUGAGGUUUGUCGAGUACGAUGAGAACAUCACUUUGCUUAUUGACUACCAAGCCAGAGCAGCCAGUCAGACUCCAGUUAACGACUCUGACUCUGAAGAUGGCUACAACGAUCCGAACAAAGGGUUCAAAGCCAAAGACUUGCCACCUCUCUCUAUCCGUAACGAAAAGAAAGUCUUACUCAGAAUGAAGCUGGAAGCAGCCAAAGUCGAAGCUGGCUACCCCACAACGUACGAAGAAGAUUUGGCUUUGUUGGAAGCCGAUGAAGGCCUCACUUUCAACACCAGGAAUGUCCUUUUGAUGAGGUCGGGCGAAAAGAAAAUUCUCAGGCAUCUUAUCGAAACAGCAGACAUCAUGCUGAGAUAUCUGGACUACGGCCUGACCGAGACCAGGAAACAGAUGAAGGAAGACAAGCUGAAGAAGGACCAGGAGGUCUACAUCAAAAAAGUGAUACAACCUUUGAUCAAGAUGUCAUAA